Molecule: messenger RNA, 1932 nt
Organism: Parnassius mnemosyne (clouded apollo)
Lineage: Eukaryota; Metazoa; Arthropoda; Insecta; Lepidoptera; Papilionidae
Source: the annotation of a GenBank genome assembly
AUGAGUCGUGAAAAAAUUAAAAUAGUUGCAAUACUUGUAUUAAUAUGUAUACAUGUAUCAGUUCAAGUGAAAAAACAGAAAACACAUCUCCUAACAGACAUAAAUGAUAUAAAGGAGUUCAAAAAGUUAUUGAGGACUAAGACUAAUGUGUUGAUUCUAUUUAUGAAUGCGCCAAAGUCAUCACAAUCUAUAUUAGCUGUUUUUAAAGAGACUGCAGAUGCUAUGAAAGGUCAAGCAACAUUGGUGUCAAUUGAUUGUAGUAACAGUGAAAGCAAAAAAUUGUGCAAAAAGUUGAAAGUAGGUUCCGACAAGCCGUAUUAUAUUAAACAUUUCAAAGACGGCGAAUAUCAUAAGGAUUAUGAUAGGAGCGAGACAGUAUCGUCUUUUUCAAACUUCCUCCGCGAUCCGACUGGUGACUUGCCGUGGGAGGAAGAUCCUGAGGCAACCGAUAUAUUUCAUCUCCAGGACGGAGAGGCGUUAAUGAAAUUCCUAAGAAAAGGUGCAGCAGCUUACAAAAAGUCUUUGAUCAUGUUUUAUGCACCGUGGUGUGGUUAUUGUAAAAGCUUGAAGCCGGAGUAUGUUGCUGCAGCGGGAGAUUUAAAGGGCGAAGCACUACUAGCUGCAAUUGAUGUCUCUAAGCCUGGCAAUUCUCAAAUAAGGCAGUUGUACAACAUAACCGGCUUCCCCACCCUUCUAUAUUACGAGAAGGGUCAAUAUCGGUUCGCAUACAACGGCGACAACAAGCGACAGGCCAUAGUGGAUUUCAUGAAGGACCCAACAUCUCAAGUGCAGCAGAAGAAAAAAGAAGUGGCCGAGGAGAGCUGGUCCCAGGAUUCGGAUGUGAUUCAUUUGACAGCGGAUACAUUUGAUAAUGUAUUGACUAAGGCUGAACAUGCACUUGUGGUAUUCUAUGCUCCGUGGUGUGGACACUGCAAGAGGAUUAAACCAGAGUUUGAAAAAGCAGCUACGAGGAUUAAGGAUGAAAAAAUCAACGGCGUACUCGCAGCUGUCGACGCCACCAAGGAGCCCGAGCUUGCCUCCCGCUUCGGUGUCAAAGGUUACCCCACUCUGAAGUACUUUAGCAGAGGCGAGUUCAAGUACGACGCCGGACACGCAAGACAAGAGGAGCAAAUUGUGAACUUUAUCAAGAACCCACAAGAGCCCCCACCCCCACCGCCUCCAGAGAAGCCAUGGUCCGAAGAGGAAUCACACGUGCGACAUUUAAACGCUUCGACCUUCAGGAACACGCUGAGGAAAAUUAAGCACGCUGUUGUCAUGUUUUACGCUCCAUGGUGUGGCCAUUGCAAAAGUACGAAACCCGAGUUCGUAAAGGCGGCGGAACAGUUUGCCGACGAGCUCACUGUAGCCUUUGGCGCUGUCGACUGUACGGCGGAGCAAAAGCUUUGCUCCAAUUACGAAGUACGAGGCUAUCCCACCAUCAAAUACUUCAGUUACUUCGAUAAGUUGGUGCAAGAUUACACCGGCGGUAGGAAGGAGGGAGACUUUGUCUUGUUCAUCAAUAGCCAGCGCGGGAAACACGAGGAGACGAAGAAAUCCACGAAGACAAAUCAGGACGCCGGUUUUGGUACCAACGUUCAACUUGCGACCGAUGACGACUUUGAGAUGAUCAUAUCUUCCCCAAAACCCACUUUCGUCAUGUUUUACGCUGUCUGGUGCAGCCACUGCGUAACCGCAAAGCCGGCAUUCAGCCGUUUAGCGACCACCUUAAAGUCGGACAACUGGCCCGUUAAAGUCGUCGCCGUGGAGGCGUCCGACAAUCCGAAAGUGGCCGACUUUGCCCACGUCGAGACGCUGCCCACUUUCAAGAUGUACGCAGCUGGGAAACACGUGGCCGAUUACGAAGGCGACAGAACCACAGAGGAUAUGCUCAAGUUUUGUAUGUCUCACGUAAAAGUUAAGGACGAGCUGUGA